Messenger RNA from Aureobasidium melanogenum CBS 110374, 1188 nucleotides. RefSeq names its product Methylthioribose-1-phosphate isomerase. The coding region runs from base 1 to 1188 and encodes 395 amino acids. The record is from RefSeq and is a predicted model, not a curated record. NCBI's taxonomy places the organism in Eukaryota, Fungi, Ascomycota, Dothideomycetes, Dothideales, Saccotheciaceae. Gene Ontology annotation, molecular function: S-methyl-5-thioribose-1-phosphate isomerase activity. The transcript is spliced from 2 exons.
AUGGUUCUUGAAGCAAUCAAGUACAGUCGCGGCGAGCUGGAUAUCCUGGACCAGCUUCAGUUGCCUCAUACAGAAGUUUACGAUGAGGUAAAGUCUGCCCAGGAUGCAUGGCACGCCAUCAAGGAGAUGAGAACUCGUGGCGCACCAGCCAUUGCCAUUGUUGCUGCCCUUGGUCUGGCCGUCGAAUUGGAACUCAUCGCUGGAAAGAACGAACUUUCAAACAUUGCCGAAGAGGUUGAGCUUUUUAUCAAGGAGAAGCUUGAGUACCUGGUCACUAGCAGACCUACCGCUGUGAAUUUGGCAGACGCCGCCAGAAAAUUGCAGAAGAUCGUGCAGGAUGCUGCCAAAGCCCAAAACGCUUCUGGUACCUCUGUCAAGGACGCAUAUGUCAAGGCUGCAGAGCAAAUGCUCGUUGACGAUGUUUCGGAUAACAAGGCCAUUGGUGAGCACGGUGCUGACUGGAUCCUCAAGAACGCUGCUGGAGGCAAGGACCAGGUCAGCAUCUUGACUCAUUGUAACACUGGAUCUCUGGCAACUGCUGGUUAUGGUACUGCUCUUGGAGUUAUUCGUUCUGUUCACGCUAGAGGAUCACUCAAGAGAGCAUUCUGCAGUGAAACCAGACCUUACAACCAAGGAUCACGUUUGACUGCUUUUGAACUGGUACAUGACAAGAUCCCUGCAACUCUGGUGACAGACUCGAUGGCUGCUGCAUUGCUUCGUCUCAAAGGACCUACUGAGAACAUUGCCGCUAUUGUGGUUGGAGCCGAUCGCGUCGCCGCUAAUGGAGACACUGCCAACAAGAUCGGUACCUACUCGCUGGCGAUUCUGGCCAAGCACCACGGAGUCAAAUUCUUGGUAGCAGCACCACGCACUACCAUCGACCUUGAAACCAAGUCUGGAGCAGACAUUGUGAUUGAAGAGAGAGCAGGCAAGGAGAUGACAAUGAUCAAGGGACCCUGCGUCAAGGGAGCAUCUCUUGAUCUGAAGCAGAUCGAGACGGUUAGCAUUGCUGCCAACGGCAUCGACGUAUGGAACCCUGCUUUCGACGUUACGCCGGCAGAGUUGAUUGAUGGAGUCGUGACUGAGAAGGGAGUGGUGGAGAAGGGAUCAGAUGGAGUGUUCCAUUUCGAGGAUAUCUUUGCGGCUUCUGGAUCUGAAGUGAAGCCCACGACUGUUGGAGGCCUUUAA